AAAAACACAACAGGAUCAUAACACAACUCUCAAAAUAAAGGCUACGUAACCAUUUUCUCACCCUCAAUAAAUAAAAGCCAUGCAGCGCCAAAAAAAGAUAAUCAUCAAGAGACUUAUUGAAUCAGUUUCAAUGGCGAGUUACAAGCUUACAGUUCUUCUCCUUCUCUCUUUCAUCUUUCUCUUCCUUAGUGGUCAUGUGCUUAGCGAUAUUGAUGAAGAGGACGUUCUUUUCAAAGGCAUCAAUAGCUACAGAGCAUCACAGAAUCUCACAACCUUAAACAAUAACGAGAACGCAGAGUGUCUAGCCGACGAAAUAGCUGAUCAACUCAAGAACAACCCAUGCACCAACGACACUGGCUCAGCCACAGUACCCGGAACCGAGCCACAGUUCGCGGACUACCCCAAUAUUCUAGCUAAAUGCCACUUAAGCGUCUCCGACACAAGAGACGGCUUGAUCAUGCCCGCAUGUGUUCCUUUCUUAGAGUCGAGCCCAAGCCUCGUCCUCACAAACUUCACCAAGUCACAAUACUCGUUGAGUUUGAACGAUUUUAAGUUUACAGGAAUGGGUAUUGGUAAAGAAGAUGAUUGGAUCGUUGUGGUUCUUACUACCAACUCACCACAAGGAAGCUUCUCUACAGCUACUAAAGUGGAUUCUAAUGGCUUCAUCUUUGCUAUUGGCUUCUUUCACUAUGUGUUUGUUUUCAUCUUGUCCUUUUGUUUCUUUCUUUGUUGAAAUGUCUAUCGCAUGUUUCAAGGUUUUAUUGGUUUCAACUCUUCCUACUAUUGUUGUAUAUCAAAUCAAGAAUAAUAUCUGCCUGUGAUAUUUACUAUUUUUCUUUACGUAAACCAAAUAUAUUGUGAAAGUUUUUUUUUGUUUU
This is a messenger RNA of Brassica rapa (field mustard), 878 nucleotides long. RefSeq lists its product as uncharacterized. The record is from RefSeq and is a predicted model, not a curated record. NCBI's taxonomy places the organism in Eukaryota, Viridiplantae, Streptophyta, Magnoliopsida, Brassicales, Brassicaceae.